CCGGAACCUGGCACUUUUACCUCCAUGGAUCCCCUCAACCUCUCUUGGUACAACGGUGACGUCAGCGACAGGAACUGGAGCAAGCCACUCAACGAGUCCCAUGCGGACCAGAAGCCUCAGUAUAACUACUAUGCCAUGCUGCUCACCCUCCUCAUCUUUGUCAUCGUUUUUGGCAACGUGUUGGUGUGUAUGGCUGUGUCCAGGGAAAAAGCCCUUCAGACUACCACUAAUUACCUGAUCGUGAGUUUGGCAGUGGCAGAUCUCUUGGUAGCAACUCUGGUCAUGCCUUGGGUGGUCUAUCUGGAGGUGGUGGGUGAGUGGAGGUUUAGUCGGAUCCACUGUGAUAUCUUUGUAACCCUUGAUGUUAUGAUGUGUACUGCCAGUAUCCUCAACCUCUGUGCCAUCAGCAUUGACAGGUACACAGCGGUAGCGAUGCCAAUGCUGUAUAAUACCCGCUACAGCUCGAAGCGCAGGGUCACGGUCAUGAUUGCUGUGGUCUGGGUGCUUUCCUUUGCCAUUUCCUGCCCGCUCCUCUUUGGCCUCAACAACACAGAUGAGAACGAGUGCAUCAUUGCCAAUCCUGCCUUUGUGGUGUAUUCCUCCAUCGUCUCCUUCUACGUUCCCUUCAUUGUCACCCUGCUGGUGUACGUGCAGAUUUACAUAGUGCUCCGGAAGCGCAGGAAGCGUGUCAACACCAAACGCAGCAGCCACGGCCUGGACUCAGACACGCAAGCCCCGCUGAAGGACAAAUGCACUCAUCCAGAAGACGUCAAGCUCUGCACAGUUAUUGUGAAGUCCAAUGGGAGUUUCCAAGUUAAUAAGCGCAAAGUGGAGGCGGAGAGUCACAUAGAAGAGCUGGAAAUGGAGAUGGUGUCCAGUACCAGUCCCCCUGAGAAAACCACCAUCAAACCUGCGGCACCAAGCAACCACCAGUUGGUUGUGCCAAUUGCUUCUAAUCAGGGCACCAACUCAACCCUGCAGGCACCUUUGGACAGCCCUGGGAAAGUAGAGAAGAAUGGACAUGCCAAAGAAGCACCCCACACAGCCAAGGUCUUUGAGAUCCAGUCUAUGCCCAACGGCAAGACAAGGACCUCUCUCAAGACUGUGAGCAGGAGGAAACUAUCACAACAGAAAGAAAAGAAAGCCACUCAGAUGCUAGCCAUCGUACUCGGUGUUUUCAUCAUCUGCUGGCUCCCAUUCUUCAUCACUCACAUCCUGAACAUGCACUGCGAUUGCAACAUCCCCCCAGCAAUGUACAGCGCCUUUACGUGGCUCGGAUAUGUCAACAGUGCUGUCAACCCAAUUAUUUACACCACCUUCAACAUUGAAUUUCGCAAGGCUUUCAUGAAGAUCCUCCACUGUUAAAAGGAAAAACAGCAACCGCAUUUUUAAGGAGAAAAAAAGAAACCAAUGCCAUUCACGCACACAAAGGGGCAGCCAUGGAGAGGCCUCGAGCUCUUGUAUUGGGAGUGAGGUCUACAGUGUUACAGCAGCGCCAUGCCCAUGCACCUCUGGGUGGGGGUGUCACGAGGACCUUCGCGUGGGAGGUUCCCUCAUCCCUCGAGAUGACCUUUGGACUCUGGGACACCAACCCCAAGAGCACCUUUCAGAGCUACCCUCACACUGUGUUUAAAGCAGAAGCAAAAAUCAAGACACACUCAACUUGAUUCUUGCCUGUGACCACCUGACCUUGAGUGCAUUAAACACAGACAGUCGCAGAGCCACGUGAAGGUAGCGAUCAGUCACUGCCGCUACCGGCUUGCGUGUUACAUCAUUGAUACGAUUGUCACCAAAGACAAGACCGUCUUUUCCGCUUUGCAAUAGGAGCCAGACAGAGCUUGCGGAAACUCCAUGCAAUAGCUUUGCCUUCACCUUGAGCUGAUGUACCCAGUAUUAAACUGCUGAAGCUUUGAGAGAAAAACUUUAAGAGGUCCCCAGGUGGGCUAAGAAGGUUCUGCCACCUACAGAUCCAAUCCCUGCAAGAACGUGGGCCUACAAGCAACGGGCAGAAGGAAGAAGGGGAGCACAAGUCUCACGUGGAAUCACUACAGCGUUGUAAAUACAAAUAAAUAGGAUGAAUUGAACAGAAGCCCAAGCCAAAAAAUAGAUGGAGAGGAAUUAUAGAAGCGAUACCUUGUAUUGCAUGGUAAACGUUCAGAUCAAACAGGACACCAACUGCAUCUGCCAUCAGCCAGCCCAGCUGCAGUUUCUGCCCACCAGCAUUUCAUCUCCAGUCUCUUACAAGCAUUACAAACCAACUAGGUGAGGAGUGUUAGUGCAGUGAAUGUAGAAAUAUGAAGACAGUGUGUCAGGUGAGGCACCUGCAGCCAUGUCCGCCUCAGAUGUGAACUUGAACAAGUCUACUAAGUUUGGUCCAGUUCUUCUCACCUAACUUCAGGGUGCCAUGGAGCCAAGGACCACCUCAGAUAUGGUUUGCCUAUGUCUCUCAAUAGAGAGAGCGCAGAAUAACAUUGUGCCUAAUUUAACUCAACAGUAAAUGAAAUAAAGUGUGUGUUUUGGAGAAAGCCACAAUAAAAGCCUAAGAAAGUCCCUUAGCUGGACCUGCUCCUGGGUCCAAGUUGGACUCUGGAAAGGUCUGGAUUUUUCCAGCAUCCCUUACCUUUUGUUAACUAUCUUUCAUGGAUUAAAACAAUUGAAAACCCUGAACAGCAUAGUUCCACCACGCUGACUGUGGCAUUGCCAAAUCCACACUGUACUUAUCGAUUGUACUCAGUUCACAAUAUAUUUUGUAUUAUCUCUGUAAAUAAAACCUAGUAAGAUGAAGAAAAUGGCAUGGAAAUAGGUCUGGCUAGAAAUUACCUGGGAUCUGGAGAACUAGGUGAUUGCAAUAGCCACGCGCAGAGGCAGGCUCCCGACUUCCAGCUGCCUGCUGUUUGCUAAAGAUGUGAAAAGACAAUCCAGAGAGCAAUAGAAUCCCUUUUCUCUCUAUGCAGUUUGUGGAAUAUUCACAUAGUUUCUGCUUUAGAAUAGAUAAAGACGGCUGCCAAGAGGGAGUUUCUUUUAUCCUGUGGUUUUCCUGUAUUGCUUACAAAGCGUUUUCCUAUGGGAUGGACUGUGCUGGUAGAAUGUGUUCCAGCUGUGUGUCAAGAAGUGGUGGUGUCAGGCAGCUAUAACACAUGCUCUCAGCUGUUUUCUGAAAUUGAAACGAGAGUCCCACCUUGAUCCAGAGCUUUCCACAAUAAUCCUUGUGUUCCUGGAGGAGGCUGAUAACCAGGGUUAUUAGUAUUUAGCCCAUGGGCUGGUGUAACACUUGAACGCGGCUCUUCAGGGUCUGCUCAUGGCUGUAAAUUUGAAUGAAGAGCGAUCCUACAGCUGCCUACAUGUGCCCCAGCUUAGCGAAGGAUUUCAGCUUAUACCCUCAGCAGAAACAGGUCUUAUGUCUUAACUGAACUGGGGGUGCGUGCUCAUCAGAGCAACACUCUGUUGACAUACGUGAACCAGGUGUAACGUGUUGCUGUCGGAACAAAACGUGACGAACGUGUAAGAUGGGGCCAGUCAUGCAGCUAGAGAAUUUCUGUACUUUGUACGCUAAUAGGAUUAUAGGCAAGGGAAAAAACAGUUCUUACAGAAGCACAGGAAACUUUCCAAUCCUUUUUUAAUCAGAAAAUUGGAGAUGUUAACUCAAGAGAUCUCAGGCACACAUUUAUCUGUUGGGUUUUUUUCCCCAGUUUUAACCAAGCAAAUUCACUCGGUAACGGGAAUCAGUUCAGACUGGUAUUACUUAAAAGAUUCAAAGAAUAAUGUAAAGUUAGUAGGUUUUUUGGUGGAUAAAUAGUAACACCCUACUGCUUAAUUUCCUAACAUAUUCACAAUUGCAAAGCAGAAGGGUGCCAUUUGUCUUAGUGAAUUAACGGGGCCGGGGGUGGGGGGAGCUGUAUCAAAAUAGAAAAUAAUAUGCAUAUAGACAAAAAAGCUUUAAAGUAUUUGAAAGUUGCCAUAGAUUAUAUUUGCCCUGUACUAAAUCCUGGUGCAAGCCCUCAAAAAUAAGUGGAAUGUGAAUAAUGUCUUAACUUUGUGCCAUAAUUUUAUUUUGUGUUCAGCGUUACGCCAGGACAAACCCAUCAACUUCAAUACUGUGUACCUUGUUGGAAAACUUUGCUUCUGAAUCUAGAUGCAGAACCUUAUAGGUCAACUCACCUGAACUACUAGAUGAAAAACUCCUCCAAGAUGUCAUGAGGCAAAAAAGCUGCUGAAAAAAGGCUAACUUGGAACAAAAAGGAAAAAAAAAAAAAAGAAGUGUCGUUUCCUAGAGAUUAAGUAUUUGUUGGGAGAAAUCACCUGCAGCCCAUCGUUAAUCCCAAUGACAUUUUAAGCCACUUGUUCCUAACACUCCAGACUCAAAGGUAUCUUCUGGGAAUAUCUGUAUCCCCACUGCCUUUGGAAAUGUGGUAACGCCGUGUCUGUUCAUCUCCUCUGCAGCAGGCUCUCCUUUCACAUAAAACAUCUACACUUAACGACAACAAACUGAAGCCCUUCCCACCCAUGAAUCCAGCCUUCAUUACAUUUUUUGAGAGGACCAAAGGACAUCAUCACCUCUGGCUUUACAGAGAAAAAAACUAACGCCAAGAGCAAGGACAGUCUUAGCAAUCCGUCUGUACAGCACCUGGCACGACGACAACCAGCCCGCCGUUGUGAUGGAAAGGGUGCAUAGAAACUUCUGGAAAUUAUGAGAAGUAAGAUGCAUCGUAUGGGACUCUGAGGCCUCUUGGCCACAGAUCUGAGUCUGGCAGAUACAGUCCUCACUGUCACUUCCACUCGGGAAGAAAUACUGCUUUCCGAAGGACUGCCGGUGGCGGGACAUGCUGAUGAUGGUAAGGGUACCGAUAUGUUUUUUAAAGCCCAUUAGUGAGAAGAUUUCAUUUCUUCGUUCCUGAAGAACUAAAGACCCUUGAUACAGUCCCUCUUUUGUGAUUCAUUAUUUGUAAUUGAAGCUUUAGUUCUGCUUACUGAGUCUUCCUGUUCCUGCUCCUCUUCCCUGUGAUUCACAGCCUGCUGAAGCCCAUGUGGCUCUCUGUGCCCCCCGAACAGGUUUUAAUUAAGAAGCUAGUGAAUUCUGCCUGCACCGUAUUUGGCGCUUGCCUGCUUGCUCCUACUACAGUCAUGAUACUGUUUAUCUUCCUCAUUGAAGAGUAAACUAAUUAUAGUAGGUCUAACCAGCUUAUUAAAUCCUGCUGAAAUGAAAAGGAAAGGAACAAAAAGCGCCACUACCUCUGUGGUGCAAAUCUCCAGUGAAAACACGACUCCCUGAAGAGUCAGGAAUGUAUAAUACCCAUCACAAGUACCUGUGGCACCAACAAAUGUCUUCAUGCAGCACUGUAAUUAAAUCGAGA
Molecule: messenger RNA, 5351 nt
Organism: Falco peregrinus (peregrine falcon)
Lineage: Eukaryota; Metazoa; Chordata; Aves; Falconiformes; Falconidae
Gene: DRD2
Product: dopamine receptor D2
Exons: 7
Coding region: 25-1365 (446 amino acids)
Biological process (GO): adenylate cyclase-activating adrenergic receptor signaling pathway; adenylate cyclase-inhibiting dopamine receptor signaling pathway
Cellular component (GO): presynaptic membrane; glutamatergic synapse
Molecular function (GO): G protein-coupled receptor activity; dopamine neurotransmitter receptor activity, coupled via Gi/Go
Source: RefSeq, a predicted model, not a curated record